Molecule: messenger RNA, 3162 nt
Organism: Alternaria burnsii
Lineage: Eukaryota; Fungi; Ascomycota; Dothideomycetes; Pleosporales; Pleosporaceae
Product: mfs general substrate transporter
Exons: 5
Coding region: 1-3162 (1053 amino acids)
Biological process (GO): transmembrane transport
Cellular component (GO): membrane
Molecular function (GO): transmembrane transporter activity
Source: RefSeq, a predicted model, not a curated record
AUGGCGAUAACAGCCAUCCACGAAGGCGAUGUUCGCCGUUCGUCAAAAGAGAAAACAGAUGUCGAGCAGAUCGAAGCCGUUACAACAACACCACCGCAGACGCUCGUUUCUCCAGAUGCCACCACUAUAACGCCGAAGACAUGGUUCGUCAUCUUCGUCUUGUCUUCAACAUUUGGUCUUUCUUUCUGGCCGGUACCUACAACCUCUGCCAUGAUGUCUCGGCUCGCUGUCCAGUUCGGUGAUCCCACGUCGAGCGCAUGGUAUAUACCCGCGUACACGACAGCAAACGCCAUUGGUUUCCUGAUAGCCGGAGCAAACUCUGAUCUUUUUGGGAGGAGGUGGUUCUUGUUGUUUGGCAAUGCAUGUUGUUGCGUUGGGUUUAUCGUUACCGCGACGGCGAAGGGAGCAGAUCACUUCACAGCGGGAUUGGCGAUAACCGGGUUUGGGGGCGGCUUUGCGCAGAUGGCUAUGUGCAGUAUCCCUGAACUCUUGCCAAACAAGUUUCGACACAUCGGCAUCUGUCUUUCGGAUGGUUUCGUCUUCCUCAUCGUUAUAAUCGGCCCCAUUGUUGGGAGGUACGCUAUCGAUGUCGAUGCGUGGCAAUGGGUUUACUGGGCUGGUCUUAUUGCUCAGUUCAUGUCCUUUGCAUCCCUAUUCUUGUUCUACAAACCGCCGAAGCAUCCCAAAGGAGUUCCGUGGGGCGAAGCAGUCCGGGGACUUGACUAUGUGGGCACUGCGCUCAUCGUUUCAGGCAUCUGCCUCACGCUUGUCGGCAUCGUUAACACCACAUACAAGCCAAGUUCAGACGUCACCGUCAUAGCUCCUAUGGUAGUUGGGCUGGUCCUGAUCGCCGCUUUCGGAGUUUGGGAGACGCUGUCGAACACCAGGUUCAAGCUCUGUCCACCGCAUCUGUUCCGGAGCCACAAGGGAAGAGAAUUCACGGCGCCAUUCAUCGUAGCAUUCAUCGUAACGAUGUUCUAUUACUCCGUCAACAUCAUCUGGCCGACCAUGGUGAAUAUCUUUUACCUAGGCCCGAAUGUGUCUCGGAGUACCGAGCUGCUACUCACACUACCACCAAACGUCGGCCUCGUAUUCGGAUCGUUGUGUCUGAUGGCUUUUGGCAACGUGAUAGGACACUGGAAGUGGACUUUGAUCAGCACUUGGACUGGGAUGGUACUCUUUGGCGCCCUGAUGGGUCUUGUGACUCCAUUUAAUCAAAGCUUGAUGAUCGCAUUUUGCUGCAUCAAUGCUUCGUUCUUCGGGUGGGCGCAGUAUGAGUCGAUUGCGUUUACACAACUUGGUGUGCCGCAGCAAGACCUCGGCUUCUCCGGUGGCCUGGCGGGCAUGGCUCGUUAUGCAGGAGGAUCGCUUGCUCAAGCCAUUUACACCACAAUCCUCACCAACACUCAAACCACGCGGGCUGCUGCUACGGUUCCCGCUGCAGCUGUAAGGGCAGGCAUGUCGUUGGAGAAUGCGCAAGCUUUACUUGCAGCUCUUCCUCUCGGUGCGGCCGCUAUCGCGGAAGUGCCAGGUACGACCGCCGAGGCUUUGGGCGCUGCUUCUUUGGCAUUUCAAUGGAGCUACGCGCACGCAUUGAAGGUUGUGGCACUCAGCAGUCUGAGUUUCGGCAUCGUGGGCUUGCUUUGCAUCUUCUAUUGCGAAGAUCUGACGCCUAAGAUGACGGACAAGGUGGAGGUCUUCCUCGAGAAUGACGUACCGGACGAUGUCCCGUACAAGGGAUACGACUGUCUAGACUCCAUGGCUCCACCAUCGCAACGGCAACCCCACCUUCCAUACUGGUACGCCAUGCAAGGAGACAAGAUGUGGUCUCUGUGGCUGAACGACGACGCAUGGAAACCUUGUCUCUUUGUCCCUCCUUCAAGGUCGCUUUUCUCCUACAACAAUGUCAAAGUCGGCUAUUGUGUUUGGCGCUUCUGGCGUGACAGGUCAGUAAAGCCAUUGGAUGUCGUGAUAGGGCCAUAUGCUGAUAAUGGUUCAAUAGGCUGGUCUUUCGUCAACGAAAUCCUCUCCGAUUACCCAAAGAAGGACACCUGGAAGCGCGUCCAUGCGCUGACGAACCGCCCGCUUUCUCCAUUGCAAACACAAUGGCCAGAGGACUCGCGCCUCAACUUGGUCUCCGGCCUCGACCUACUCUCCAAUAGUCAAGAAAGUCUUGAGAAGGAGCUGGCAGAGAAGCUACCACAAAUUGACGAGGUGACACACGUAUACUACCUUGCAUACAAAGCGGGCCUAGAUGUACAAAAGGAAAUGGAAGAGGCAGUGGACAUGUUUUCCAAGGCAGUGAAAGCCAUGGAUAAACUAUGUCCGGCUCUGGAAUAUGUUGUGUUGCAGAUUGGCACCAAAGUUUAUGGCGUCCACCUCCUCGCUGCGCUCCCAUGGUACGACGAGACCGCUCCCCCAGGCACGACCGGGCCUAAACUCCCUCUACCUCCACUCAAAGAAACCUUCCCCCGUAUACCCAGCCCGUACGCCGAGAUGCUCUUCUAUCAUGCACAAAACGACUGGAUCGCCGAGUACGCCAAGGACAAGAAGUGGAGCUGGAUUGAGACUCGUCCAGAUAUCAUAGUCGGCUAUGUUCCGAACCAGAACGCAUACUCGCUUGGUACGACAGUUGGUCUCUACCUAGCGCUGUGGAAAGAACUGUAUGGUGACGGAGCGGAAUGCCCAUUUCCUGGCACAGAAGGAGUCUGGAAGGCGCUGAGUAACGAUAGCAGCAGUGAUAUGAUCGCUCGCCAGACUAUCCAUCUCACCCUUUCCGCCAAGCCUAGGAAGGGAGAAGCAUUCAAUAUCGCUGACUCAAAAACACCCUCUAACUGGGAGGAAAAGUGGCCUAUACUAUGCUCAUACUUCGGCCUCAAGGCCAGUGGACCUGCACCCACUCCCAUCAACAUACGCAAGUUUAUCAAAGACAACAUGGAGACCUGGCUGGCGAUGGAGAGGAAGUAUGGCUUGCAAAAUGGACAUGUAGAUGGUGGUCGUGGCAUGCAAAUUGCCGAACAAAUGCUCAUGACUAAGUUUGACUUUGACAGACACUUUGAUAUGAGCAAGACGUACGGAACGGGGUUCACGGAGGAGAGGGGGACGAAGGAGUCGUGGGGGGUUGUGUUUGAUAGGAUGAGGAAGGCGAAGAUCAUACCAUAG